CUUUUAAAGAUGGCGCAGUUAACUGGUGGAGCCACAGAUGGCAAUAAUUUCAUGAGAACUAACUUUUUUUUUUCCACUUUUUAUGAUUAUAAAAUUUGAGAAAAAGUAUAAAAAAACCUCUGGUUUUUUUUGUUGAGGCUCUGGCGAUCGUUAAUAAUUUUUCGCAUUUAUUUUAUUAAAAAACCAAAUUUUUUUGAUUAUUUCGGCCAAAAAAAGUUAAAGCAUUGUUUUAUAACCACCACAACAAAUCAAUAAAAAUUUUCUAGUUAGUGCAGUUUGCUGGACUGAGCACGUGUUUACUUAAAACACACGGAACGUUCAUAUUUAAUAUAAUUAUUAAAAUUCAGAAAUGUCCUCUUCGAUAAGUUCACCAAUUACUUAUAUAAAUACAAGUGUUAGUAAUGAAUCUAUACCAUCUAUAUCGGAGUCGCCAAUCGUUCCUAAACAUCGAGUUGAUAAACCACUUAUUAUAGUAACGAAAACAGAUAUCCCUGCUCAAGAAACAAAAAAAGAGGAAGUAUCGGAUAAAGGAUGUGCGAAAGUUUGUAGAUAUAUACUUAUACGGAGCAAAAGAGUUUUCGAGAUUUUAACAUAUUUUCGGUUGGUCGUCGCUAUUGCGCUUAAUAUUUUGAUUAUUAUUGAUUUGAUUUCAAUAAGACAAAAAAAAGCAAACCUGUUUUGGAUGGAAGUUCUUACGCAGGUUAUUAAUGCCGAAUUUACAUUAUUGACAAUUAUAUCACAUCCUAAAAGAAUUAUUAAUUUACCAAGGGCAAUAAAAAUAUAUAUCGCUAGUAGAAAAAUACCUUACCAACAAAACGAACUAUUUACACCUAAUAUAAAAGAAACACAAAAGAAUGUUUAUAAGAAUUAUGAUUGGUAUUUAUAUGAAGCGACAAGAGCUGACUUAAUAUGCUCACCAGGGAAACUUUUAGUUAUCCUCUUAAUUUGGAAUUUAGGAAGCUUAGCGCAAUACGGUAUUUGUGUAAUCUUAUGGUUUUUUCCGCAACAAGAACGACCUCUAGAAAUAUAUGCUAUUUUAAUUGCAAUAGUAUUAACAUGUGAAAUCUUACCCAUACCUUUAGUAGUAAAACAAUAUAAAAAAGUUAUAAUAGCUAAGGGUGAAAAAUGAUUUAAUACAUUUCCCAUAAAAACUCGAUAAAAAAUAUCGCAAAGCGUGAUAAAUUUUGUUUUGAUAUCAAACAUUUGAUUUAAACAAAUUAAUAUUACUUUGUAGUUUGUAAUGAGCAUAUUGCGUACAAUGUUACGUUCUACUUUGCUAUUGGAUUUUAAAACCCAUUGAAACCUAAGGUAAUUUUUUU
Molecule: messenger RNA, 1319 nt
Organism: Rhizophagus irregularis DAOM 181602=DAOM 197198
Lineage: Eukaryota; Fungi; Glomeromycota; Glomeromycetes; Glomerales; Glomeraceae
Source: RefSeq, a predicted model, not a curated record